Messenger RNA from Colletotrichum phormii, 2112 nucleotides. RefSeq lists its product as uncharacterized. Bases 1 to 2112 code for a protein of 703 amino acids. The transcript has a single exon. The record is from RefSeq and is a predicted model, not a curated record. NCBI's taxonomy places the organism in Eukaryota, Fungi, Ascomycota, Sordariomycetes, Glomerellales, Glomerellaceae.
AUGACAACAGCUUCCGCGAGAACCCUAAUCCCACGAAACGGGUUGGACCUUUCAGCAAGAUGCAUUUCCCAGUCGCAUAAGCUCAGCUUCGACACCUCGACCCCUGCGAUAGAGUCGCGUCCAGAUUAUUCAUCUCCCGACGCACAUCUCGCGGAUUUGCUACGGGCGGUCCAGUCGCAGGAUACAACCCAGAUAUUGGAGAGUGUCAAAGGCCUAGCACGUCACCCACGGGCCAUUGAGGCGGCAGACACGUUGCAAAAGCUAUCACCGACUACAUUUUCGGAAAUUGUGCGCUCUCUGGACCCCUCUCGCGUCGGCCCUCGCAGCGAUGCGACUCACGGUCUGCGAAUCGAGAAUGGACUUGGCCAGUACAGCUCUCUUGCUUCGGUUGCCGAUCGAUUUGGUGUUCCCAAAAUCUACAAAGAUACCUUCCAGUCAUUGCGUACUCUAUUCGGUCUAAGAUCCCAUCAUGGCAAUGAGCCCUCUCGACUCGACUAUGUCGUUCUCCUCAGAUGCGCCGGUGCUGCAUCCGACGUCCAGGCUGCAAAAGAACUUUGGUAUAUGACCAAGGGGGAGGAUAAUGGCCAUCACAGGAAUGGCCAGGACUAUACCGAAUACUUCAAGACUCGAUUUCUCACAGAUCCAGCCUAUUCGCACAAUGAUAAGGCCAGACUUCGAGUGCGACCCCGUAAUUUACAUGGCCGUAGGAAGAAGUUCAAAGACACCCGGAUCUUAUGGCCCCUCGAAAAACUGAGGCUCAACCGCUUUGCCAACGGGAGGUUCACCUACGGCCGUGCUAGUUGGGAGCCAACUCAUGACUUACAUCGCCUCCUCAGCUUGCCCGCGCCUGUGGAACGACUGAAUGCUUCCACCCGCAAAAAGCACAAAGUAGUGGACGAAGAGUUCUACUGUGCGUACCUAGUCGCCUGCGCACGCGCAGGCUCUGUCAGGGAGAUGACUCGAAUUCUCUAUAAAGUAUGGGGCAUCUUGACUACGGACAGAGAUCAUCGAGCAGCAUCAAUCGUCAGUGCCAAGAGGGCGGACAGUAUCAGGCGAACACCGACUCCAACACAGCCUUUGAUCGACGCUAUCGUGCAGUCUUUCGGUUGCACUGGCCAUGUCAUUAUAGCCAAAAAGCUGAUCGAGUAUAUCUCUACAGAAUGGGGGAUCCCCAUAUCGCCAAAUACCUGGUCCUCACUCCUUGAGUGGACCUACUUGAUGUCUUCCAGACCGGUCGUUCAAGAGUAUAAGGCUAUUGGCGACAAAAACAGGGUCGUCCGUGCGAACGACGUGUUGGCUGUAUGGGACGCCAUGACGGUCAAACCCCACCUUGGUUCUCGUGACGUUGACCUUUACACUAGGACGCUGGUUGCUUCUGGCAGGCUAAAUGAAGCAUGGGACUCCUUAAGGCGUACCUGCGCCGACUACGACUUACUAUGCAAAGAUGUCGAAGCAGCUCUAUUUGAGACCCUUUUCCCAUCGCCACCGCCAGCUUCAAUUUCUCGACACCAUCGGCUAAAAGCUCAGCAACACAUGUCCUGGUACUCCAUCCAACGCCUGUGCCAGCAAUGGUUGCGAGAGGCCAGCGUUCGCUUAAGCCGCGAGCCCUCGCUGGGAUCCCAGAUCAUUCCUGACUUUGUCAACGAUUUCCGCCGUUUUCUCCCUGAUCCAAUAACGUACUCGACGUAUGGAGGGACUGUAAGGAUCUUGAACCAAGACAUCGCCGCGCCCAGGGUCAGAUAUGUGAAGCAGAUUAUCCGCUCUGAGCCAACCCGGAGACUUGCUCCCGAUCCAAGCCGGCCAAAGUUUUCUAAACCAGAGGGCGCUGGGGAGGACGCAGAGUCUGUACCUAUCGUAACUGAGUCGGGCGACCCGGUGUAUGAAAGCAUGGCAAUUACCCUCAGACGAUCAACUCGGCGAAUGGUCCGGCAACGAAGGGAGGUCAGAUUUGGAGAGCAAGAGAGGCGUCUACGAUUUCUUGGCAAGGCGGCCACUCAGGGGGCCGUGAACGAAAAAGAGGCCUUUGGUACUGGCGAAGCUCUGAAAUCGCCAUCGUUGCCACAGGCCGGCGUCAUGUAUCGAAAGAGGGUUUUGAAGGCCUUGAUAUGGUAG